UUGUGCUCAUCGUUUUAUAUAUUACUGACGAAAUCAAAUUGGAAAUGCUCGAUAUUUUGAUAGCAUCAAAUAAUAUUAAUUAGUGAAUUUAAAAAAAGACCAAUUGAAACGAAUUGAGUGAAUAUUUGUAAACUUAAUAUAUAUUUCGUCAUAAAACAUGGAAACAUCAAGCAACGAACACAUUGAUCCAUCAGUUCGCCGUUAUCGCACCGCUUUCACUCGCGAACAGCUGGCACGCUUGGAAAAGGAGUUCUAUAAAGAGAAUUAUGUAUCGCGUCCCCGUCGCUGUGAACUUGCCGUUCAGCUUGGUCUGCCCGAGUCGACAAUCAAGGUUUGGUUCCAAAAUCGUCGCAUGAAGGAUAAGCGGCAAAGAAUUGCUGUUGCAUGGCCAUAUGCCGCUGUCUAUGCUGAUCCAACUUUUGCUGCUUCAUUACUUCAGGCGGCUGCCAACUCAGUGACCAUGCCAUAUUAUCCAAAUCCGAUGAUUCCACAAAUGCCAAUGAUUCCACCAGCACAAAUGCCAUCAUCCGGCGCAAAUCCAUAUGCAUAUGGUUAUCGAUAUUCUCCAUAUCCAAUUCCACAACGAAAUCCAACAAGUAUUCCACCUCAUUCGCAUUCGUCACCCUUAUCAACACCACCCAAUGGAUCAAUAUUCACGAGAGGUGAUUUUGGUAACAAUUCAUUCGGUAGUGAUUUUAUGCAGAGUCCCAGUUCGCCCAUGUCACCGCUAUCACUGUCGCCCGUUUCUGAAACCAAUCUAAACGAUUCAAAGUCACAUGCACACGAUCAAAUCAAUCACCAUAACAAUAAUAAUAAUAACAACAUUGACGAGAAAACAAUAAUAAAGUCUGAAAAGCCAAAAUUAUUUCAACCAUAUAAAUCAGAGGAAUGA
This is a messenger RNA of Contarinia nasturtii (swede midge), 892 nucleotides long. RefSeq names its product segmentation protein even-skipped-like. Bases 158 to 892 code for a protein of 244 amino acids. Gene Ontology annotation, biological process: regulation of transcription by RNA polymerase II. NCBI's taxonomy places the organism in Eukaryota, Metazoa, Arthropoda, Insecta, Diptera, Cecidomyiidae. The record is from RefSeq and is a predicted model, not a curated record. Gene Ontology annotation, molecular function: RNA polymerase II cis-regulatory region sequence-specific DNA binding; DNA-binding transcription factor activity, RNA polymerase II-specific. The transcript has 2 exons. Gene Ontology annotation, cellular component: nucleus.